Penicillium angulare is the source of this 1812-nucleotide messenger RNA. RefSeq names its product gamma-glutamyltransferase family protein. Bases 1 to 1812 code for a protein of 603 amino acids. Lineage: Eukaryota; Fungi; Ascomycota; Eurotiomycetes; Eurotiales; Aspergillaceae. The record is from RefSeq and is a predicted model, not a curated record. The transcript has 4 exons.
AUGCCGCUCAACUCAAAGGCUAUAUACGCGAAGGCGGAUGCCGAUUACGUGCCCUUUGCUAGUCGCAGGAGUACUGUGCAUAGCACGAAGGGUAUUGUCUCAUGUACGCAGCCAUUAGCUGCGGCGGCGGGACAUAAAAUCUUAAGCCAGGGAGGAAAUGCGGCGGAUGCAGCUGUUGCUGUUGCUGCCGCCAUUAACAUGGCCGAGCCUGGCUCGACGGGUAUCGGUGGUGAUAUGUUUGCCCUCUUCUAUAACGCCCAAACAAAGAAGGUUCAUGCAUUGAAUGGAUCUGGCCGAUAUCCUGGAAAGGCGACCCUGGAAAAAGUGCGCAAGGACUUGAACCUGGCUCCUGGGGCACAGGGUGAUGUUCCUAUGCUAAGUGCCCUCGCUGCAACAGUCCCUGGUGCAGCUGCUGGCUGGGUGGAUACCGUUGAGAAGUUCGGCAGUGGCAAGCUUUCUCUCGAGCAGAUCUUACAACCCGCCAUUGAGAUGGGUGAAGAAGGCUUUGUGGUUUCGGAGCUGUCAUCAAGUGGGUGGCAAGAGGCCGAAAAGAAUAUCCGCCAAGCAUCACCGAACUUCCGUGAAAUGCUGAAAAAGGAUUCGGCCGCCAAGGAUGGAGUGCGUGCUCCGCUACCUGGUGAUAUCAUGAAGAACCCCGCCUUAGCAAAGACCUUCCGCACAUUAGCGACCGAAGGCAAGAAGGGAUUUUAUAAAGGACGUAUCGCAGAAGAGAUCGUCAAGGUCGCCCAAAGCCUCGGCAGUUAUAUUGAUCUGGAGGACCUCGCCCAUCAUGCCGAGGUUGGUACACAGGAAGUGGAUGCCAUCUCACUCAAGUUCACGGGUCAGGACAUUGCAUCCAAACAGACACCAGGGACAGACGGCGAUGCCAACCAGGGCGUCGAGGUUUGGGAGCACCCGCCCAAUGGUCAGGGUAUUGUGGCACUAAUGGCCCUUGGAAUUAUGGAGGAGCUGGAACGAACGGGAAAGAUCCCCAAGUUCAGUAGCUCCCAGCACAACUCCGCUGAAUACCUGCAUGCUGUCAUCGAGAGUCUGCGUAUCGCAUUUGCCGACGCCGCAUGGUGGGUCACUGACCCUGACGUGGAGAAAGUUCCAUCACAGGGCCUUCUUGACCGUGGGUACUUGGCCGAACGAGCUAAGCUGUUCCAAGCAGAUACUGUGACCGAUCUAUUGGACCACGGUAGCCCCGCCCAUAACCACUGUGACACGGUUUAUUUUGCCGUGACAGACCGCGAAGGGAAUGGUAUCUCUUUUAUCAACAGCAACUAUGCCGGUUUCGGUACUCAUAUCAUUCCUGCUGGCUGCGGUUUCACUCUGCAGAACCGGGGCGCCAACUUCUCUCUCCAGCCCGGACACCCGAACGCUCUGGCUCCAAACAAGCGUCCCUAUCACACUAUCAUCCCUGCCUUAAUUACGAAUGUGGCCGAUGGAUCCCUCCAUUCCGUAUAUGGGGUUAUGGGUGGUUUCAUGCAGCCGCAGGGUCAUGUCCAGGUGCUGCUCAAUAUGCUCGCGUUCGGGUAUCAUCCUCAAGCAGCCCUUGAUUCCCCACGUUUCUGCCUCAAGGCGCCAACUUCGGAGGACAAGGACCGUACCGUGUGUGUUGAGGAGGGAAUUAGCGAUGAAGCCAUCGAAGGAUUGCGUCGCUUGGGGCACAAAAUUGAGGUGCUCAAGGGUUGGGAAAGAUCCUUCUUCGGUCGUGGUCAAGUCAUUCGGGUGCACUAUGACGAGGAUCAACAAGUGUAUAGCGCGGGCAGUGAUCCCCGUGGUGAUGGAAUGGCGUUCCCUCUUCUAUAA